Messenger RNA from Medicago truncatula (barrel medic), 1620 nucleotides. Its product is annotated as berberine bridge enzyme-like 17. Gene Ontology annotation, molecular function: FAD binding; oxidoreductase activity. The transcript has a single exon. NCBI's taxonomy places the organism in Eukaryota, Viridiplantae, Streptophyta, Magnoliopsida, Fabales, Fabaceae. The record is from RefSeq and is a predicted model, not a curated record. Bases 1 to 1620 code for a protein of 539 amino acids.
AUGAAAAUGAUGGAAGCACCAUCUUUUUUGUUGACAAUGUUAACAAUUGUCGUAUCUAUUACAACAACAACAACAUCACAAUCACCCAUUCAAAAUUUUCUUAACUGUUUUUCUCAUAAUUCUCAAGCUUCAAACUUUGUUGCCUCUGAAGUCAUUUACACACCAAACAAUACCUCAUUCUCAGCCAUACUAAAUGUAAGAAUACUAAACAAGAUAUUUAAAGCAACAACAACCCCAAAGCCUUUGGCAAUUAUAACUGCAAAAGAUGUUUCUCAUGUCCAAGCAACAAUUAAAUGUGCCAAAAGUAACAACAUUCAGAUAAGAAUUCGAAGUGGAGGGCAUGACUAUGAAGGUUUAUCAUAUUUAUCAGAUGUGCCUUUUAUUGUACUUGACAUGUUUCACCUCAAUUCAGUUGAUGUCAAUUUACAAGAAUCAACAACAUGGGUUGAAUCAGGUGCAACACUUGGUAAGAUUUAUUAUACAAUUGGAAAUAAAAACAAUUCUUUUGCUUUUCCAUCCGGGGUCUGUUUUACUGUAGGUGCUGGUGGUCAUUUUUCUGGUGGUGGUUAUGGAAAUUUGAUGAGAAAAUUUGGUCUUUCUAUUGAUAAUAUCAUUGACGCAAAAAUUGUUGAUGUCAAUGGUAAUAUUCUUGAUAGAAAGUCAAUGGGAGAAGAUCUCUUUUGGGCUAUCAGAGGUGGUGGUGGUGCUAGUUUUGGUGUUAUUCUUUCAUGGAAACUUAAAUUGGUUCAAGUUACACCACAUGUUACUGUGUUCAAUGUGAAAAGGAAUGCAGAUGAAGGUGCAACCGAUGUUAUUUACAAAUGGCAAUUAGUUGCACCAAAAUUGCAUAAAGAUCUUUUCAUUAGAGUGAAACCUAUUGUAGUUAAAAUUGGUCAAGGGGGAAAAAAGGUAGUACAAGUUAGUUUUAUUGGCCAAUUUUUAGGGACAAUUGAAAGACUUUUACCUUUGAUGAACGAGAGUUUCCCUGAAUUAGGUUUGAAAAAAAGUGAUUGUAUGUCAAUGCCUUGGGUUAAUUCAACUCUCUUUUGGUGGAAUAAGCCAAUUGGUACUCCUCUAGAAACAUUGUUGGAUGAACCAAAAGAGUCUGAAGCAAUUAAUUUCAAAGCUCAAUCAGACUAUGUGAAAAAACCUAUUUCAAAGAAAAAUAUAGAAUCCAUAUGGAAAAUGAUGAUUGAUGGUGAGACGUUGCAUAUGGAAUGGAAUCCUUAUGGUGGAAGGAUGGAAGAGAUAUUGUCAUCAGAAACACCGUUUCCCCAUAGAGCAGGGAAUUUGUUCUUGAUUGAGUACUAUAAUACUUGGAUUGAAGAAUCUCCUGAAGUUAUUAAACGUAACGUGAAUUUUUCAAGGUCGUUUUAUAAAUUCAUGACACCAUAUGUUUCAAAUUCUCCAAGGGAGACCUUUCUCAACUAUAGAGAUGGUGAUAUUGGUGCCAAUCAUCCAAGUAACGUAACAAACAUUAGCAUUUCUAGAAUUUACGGAAGCAAAUAUUUUAAAGGAAAUUUUGAAAGAUUAAUGAGUGUUAAAACCAAGGUUGAUCCUGAUAAUUUUUUCAGAUAUGAACAGAGCAUACCUACUCGGUCAUCUAAAAGUCAUAUGUAA